Messenger RNA from Linum tenue, 1653 nucleotides. The record is from the annotation of a GenBank genome assembly. Lineage: Eukaryota; Viridiplantae; Streptophyta; Magnoliopsida; Malpighiales; Linaceae.
AUGGAAGCAAUCAAGAAGCUGAAGCCUCCCAAAACGCCGCCAAAGGAAGUGGAAGCCAUAACCAAAAACGUAGAGGUGAAGAAGAACGAGUUCUGGGGGUGGUGCGUAUUGGCGUCCUUCCUCGCGCUCCUCGUCAUCUCCUGCGGCGUCUACACUCUGGUCAAGCUCUUCCCCAACUUCCUGCCCCACAACAAACCGGGCCCGAACCGGCCCGGCCCAAUCGCGAGGAACUACGCCGACGCGCUGGGAAUCGCGUUCCAGUUCUUCGACGUGCAGAGGUCCGGGAAGCUGGUGAACAACAGGAUAUCGUGGAGGGGAGACUCGGCCCUGCGCGAUGGGAGCGACCGCAACUUGGACUUGUCGAAAGGGCUGUACGAUGCCGGAGACAACGUGAAGUUUGGGUUUCCGAUGGCGUUUACGGCGACUCUCCUGUCGUGGGCGAUUCUCGAGUACGGCGAGAGAAUGGCCGCCGUGGAGCAGCUAGGGCAAGCUCAGGAUUCUCUCAAGUGGAUCACUGAUUUCCUCAUCAACGCCCAUCCUUCGCCCAACGAGCUCUAUGUUCAGGUAGGCGAUCCAGAUCUGGACCACGAGUGCUGGGAAAGGCCAGAGGGCAUGUCGGAGAGGCGGCCGGCAGCUCAAGUGAACGCCUCCUUCCCAGGUUCCGACGUCGCGGCGGAGGUAGCUGCUGCCAUGGCUUCGGCUUCUCUUGUGUUCAAGAAGAUAGACCCCGACUACUCCUUUACGCUGCGGACGAAUGCAGAAGAGCUCUUCGCUUUUGCGGACCUUUACAGGGGUGCUUACAGUGUGAGCAUUCCUCAAGUGAAGAAGUUCUACAAUUCCACAGGAUACGGAGACGAACUUCUUUGGGCAGCCAGUUGGCUUUACUAUGCUACCAGAGACCCAUCUUACCUCAAAUAUUUGACCGUCAUCAAUGGAGACGUCUUUGGUAACUGGGGAGAUCCCAGCUGGUUUAGUUGGGAUGAUAAGCAUGCCGGAACUCAGGUUUUACUUGCUAGGAUGAACUUUCUGGGAGAAAAAGAUGGAAUAUCACCCGACGAAAAUGCUAAGCUACAAAUGUACACAAGAAUGGCACAAGCCACAAUGUGCACUCUCCUCCCGGGUUCACCUUCGGCCACUUCCAGCAGAACCGCAGGCGGCCUCAUAUGGGUCUCAGAAUGGAACGCCUUGCAGUACUCGUUGGCUGCUACGUUUCUCGCUGUUCUCUAUAGCGACUACAUGGCAACUUCCCAAGUCCAAACUCUCUUCUGUGACGGCACGACGUUCAGCUCGAAGGAUCUUCGCCACUUCGCCAUCACACAAGCGGAUUACGUGUUGGGCAAGAAUCCGAUGGAGAUGAGCUACCUUGUUGGCUACGGAAUGGAUUACCCUCGCUACAUCCAUCACAGGGGGUCGUCGAUACCGGUUGACUCGAGAACCAAUUGCAGGGAGGGAUUCAAGUGGUAUGAUUCUCCCGACCCGAACCCGAAUAUCCCUACCGGUGCAGUGGUCGGUGGCCCGUUCAUGAACGAGACCUACGUUGAUAACAGAACAAACCAUAGGCAAGCCGAGCCGACGACUUACAAUUCUGCGUUCAUCGUUGGCCUCCUCUCCGGCUUGCUUACCACUGCCUCAGUUCCUCAGUCUUUUGGGUAG